Messenger RNA from Leptopilina heterotoma, 3047 nucleotides. It is a transcript of the gene drn, whose product is annotated as AN1-type zinc finger protein 6. The transcript is spliced from 4 exons. Gene Ontology annotation, molecular function: zinc ion binding; DNA binding. The coding region runs from base 621 to 1223 and encodes 200 amino acids. The record is from RefSeq and is a predicted model, not a curated record. NCBI's taxonomy places the organism in Eukaryota, Metazoa, Arthropoda, Insecta, Hymenoptera, Figitidae.
UUCGGUGCAUUAGUUGGUAUUCAGUGGUUCCUGUUCGGUAGCGCAGAAGAGUCGGGGUGUUUUAAGUUGAUUUUUUAAGUUAGCCCAUGCAAUACCUCUGUGCCCUGUGAAAAAAACAGUGUACUGGCAAAGACUCUGCAUUUGGGGAGCUCACAUUUAAAAAGAACAGCCGACCUCCUGUUUGGAAAUUAUGUGGGAUAUUGCCGUGGAAUUACGAUCAGCCACACGUCAAGUCAGCUGACAUAUUGCGUCCUGCUACACCACAGCAGCCUUCGGUGAAGACGUGGUGACAGUCGUCAGUAACGGUGCAAUUGAAAAGAAGAUUGAGGAAGCAGAGAGUCACUCACUCGGUACUGAGCUGACUGUGAAUAAUCACUGUUUGUUAGGACAGUGAUCAAGACAACACACACGUCAAGUAAAUCAUUAUAGAAAUAAUUUCCUUCUUUUUUUACUCUUAAAUAAAAAAAAUCGAGGACUCGGAGAAAGGAGGUGGUAAAUAAACAGGAAUUGUUGUUGUGUAUGAUAGAAAGAGCAACAACAACAACAACAACAGCAACUAGGCUAGAAAAAAAGGAAGGAAAAGUGUGAGAGGAAGUGAGAAGGACGCGAUACAUAGAGUAAUGGAACGCGAGUCGAAUCCUAUGCAAGCUCUAUGCCGGAGCGGCUGCGGGUUCUAUGGUUCACCAGCGACAGACGGACUCUGUUCGCUAUGUUUCAAGGAAAAUUUAAAAAAGAAACAACAACCCCCCGUAUCAGCCACGUCUGUCUCAGCAUCACAGACCGUCUCCAGCAACGCUGGCACGUUGCAAAGUAGCUUCGGCAGUCCCGCCUCGACAGGAACAACCGCACAGCCCACCAUUCCCACCAUACCCCAAACAACGACAGAUCUGCCCGGUCCAAAAGAAAUAAGCAGAGACGAUCAGGAAGAUGAAGUUGCAAACAGUAGUGGAGCUACUGAGGGGUCGGUUAGCAGUGGGGAUGUCGACGACUGUUUUGACGGGAAAGAGACUGAUAAAGACUCCAAAAAGAAGAAAAACCGUUGCGCCGUUUGUCGCAAGAAAGUGGGUCUGACAGGAUUUGAGUGUCGAUGUGGUGGACUCUUCUGCGCUGUGCAUCGAUACAGUGACAAGCACGACUGCAAAUUCGAUUACAGAGAAAUGGGCGCGCAAGAGAUUCGACGUAACAAUCCAGUUGUUGUUGGUGAAAAAGUGCAAAAAAUUUGAACAAUUUUUAGUGUGUAGAGAAAUCGUUGGGGAAAGAAAAUGGUUAUAUAACAAUAUAAACAAAAACAAAAAUAUAAAAAAAUCAUGGAGAUAAAACGAGAUAAAUUAUCUGGCAGCUGAUUGCACAUCGAGGAACGAUUUUUUUUUGUAGCGAGUGAAAGAUUUAACAACAACAAAAAUAUAUAUAUAUAUACAAUACAAGCGUGUGCGUGUGUAUGUAAAACGUAUACCUGUAUUUUGAGUGUAUGGCCUUUUUUUUAGAGAAAAAGUAAAUUCGAUAAAUGCGUAAAGUCGUCGGGCUAUAUAUAAAUAUAUAUAAAUAUAAUUAUUAACAAAAAAAAAAAAAGAAGAAGCAUAGUAAAAGACGAAAAAAUUUUAAGUCUAUGACGACGUAAAAAAAUUUAGGAAAAAAAUCUGUAUUUGCGCGAGUGCUUUUAAAAAGUGUGUGUCAAAAAAUGAAAUUUAAUGAUUGAAUGGACAUUUUUUCGGUGAAAAAGUGUGAGAGAGAAAAAAAUCGAGAAUGCCAGUGCCAUGUCAGAUUGUCAUCUAGUGAGAGUUUUAAAAAAGAAAAAAAAUCUGGUUACUAACUGCUGCCAGCUUACUACUACUAUUACCUAUUAUUAUUAUCAUUGAUUAUUACGGUUUUAUUAUUAUAAUUAUUCUAUUAUUACGUUCAUUUAAUUUACUUAAAAAAGUAAAUUUGCGCAAAAAUAUAAAAACCAGGGACAAUGCAAAGUCGCAAGUUUCUGUUUAAGUAGAUGAAAAAAGAAGUAAAUAAAUAAUUUAAAAAAAACGGAAUUCCUGGUGCAGUCAGUCGAUUCAAAAAGUAUCUUGUUAAAAAUGAAAUGAAAAAGAGGCGGUUAAUCGAUCCAUCGGAUGUAGACAAAUUUGAUGCGUAAGUGUUUUUGUUUUCCAUUAUUAUUAAUAUUAUUAUUAUAUUAUUAUUAUUCUAUUAUUAUUAUUAUUAUUAUUAUUAUUAUAUUAUUAUUAUUAUUAUAUUAUUAUAAUCGUCGAAAAGGAGUGUUAUUUAGGCGAUGACUGACGUUGAUGGGUGAUCACAAUUCUAGGUUUAACGAUUAGUCUAAUAAUUAUUACGAGGUUUUUUUUUAUUCAAGUAUUCGAGCAAUUGAACUAUUCGUUAUUUUUUAAGGUUUUUAUUUCAAAACAUUAUUAUAAUGUAACAUGUUUUCCUUUUUUUUUAAAAAGGAUUUAAAAUGUAGGGAAUUUCUCCAUUAACACAUUUUUGUGUAACACAAUUUUAAUUUUUAUCUCUUUUAAAAGAAAGAAUUUUAUUUACACCAAAUAAUGAGCGUUAAACGUUCUUUAAAUAUUUAAAAGAAAUGCACAAUUAUUUCUUUUCCUACAGUUUUGUCGAAAAUUUGUUCAAAGUUUGCAAGGGUACUUGAAAAAAUGAUUGAAAAAAAAAUAAACAACCUCUAAAAAUAUAUUAGCCGAUUGAUUCAUAAAAAGUAAUGCAAUAAAGUAUAAGUAGUACUGUGUGUUUAUGUCCAAUCUCACCGAGAAUAUAACGAGCAUUAUUACUCAUUAAAUACUGUUUGAAAUUACGUUUUUCGAAAUACUGUUUAUUUUUGCGCUAACCGUCCGCAAAAAAAAAACUUAAUUUUUAGAGAGCUGGAUUAAUAUUGAAAAUUUUCAGCUGCUUUUUGAGUGAGUGUGUGAGAGAGCGAGAGAGUGAGAAAAUUAUUUUUUUCCAACUGCGCGAGGUAUUCCGACAAUGCAAUUUUAGCUUUAUAUUAUAUAAGUAAUGGUUAGUAGAAAGAUUAGAGGCCGGGAAAUAAAAAAAAUGAGCGAAAAAAAGAAAAA